AUGGCCAAACCGGAAUUUAUCCAAGAAUUCGACGUUGGGGACAUUCCAGACAGGGAUGGGUACGCACUUUUCAUCGGUCAAUUGAGUUUCCAGACCCGGGAUGGUAACAAAUCCUCACGUGGUGUUCCACUCCUUCCUCCUCAACCCGCUGAAAACGUUAUACCCACCCGUUUUUUUGAUGUGGACGGGCGUGGACAGUGGAAUGGAUUCAAAGACACGUAUGGAUUGGUUCCUAAGUGUAAAAACCUGGGAUUUGGGAGUGGCUACGGUGCUUUGACCAAGUUGGCACAAGAAAGAACCAAGAUUCAGCUCGGCUGGAACAAUCUCUUGGGAGCCGUGCAAACACUUGCGAAAAAUCCUCCGAGCCUCGACCAUAAGGCGGCUGCAUUAAUCAUCAUCAUAGAGAUGAUCUCCGAGUCGUUGAGGUUUACAGAGAUACGCAUCGGCAUAUGCAAAUACUAUGCACCAUCUAUCGACCCAACCAAGCAGUCUGAAUUGCUUGGGCGGUUUGAAUUUCUUGAGAACGAUUGGGACCCUCUUUCUCUUGCGCUUCAGUACCCUGGCGAAAAGCUACAUCUCAGUGAUGAAACGGCCAAGAAGUUGAAAAUAGAAACUAUACAACAGGUAAUCAGGGCACUUGGUAUGGCGCUCUAUAAGACUGUACCCAACAAUGUGGAGGCCGCCAUCUGGAAGGCUGCAACCCAGAACGGCCGACAAUUGGUCGAAUUCUUCGACAUGCGGAUCUUGAAGAUCAAUGGCGGGUGUCCGGGUAAGGUCUACGGCGCCAUAAUCGCAGCCAACGGGCUACAGAUCGAUUAUAUCUAUAGCCGAGACAGAAAAGAUCACGAAUCCAUUGAGCCUGGACAACAUGUCACCCUGACUGGCCCAUCUCGCACUCUAUCAGCUAUCGACCAUUUCAACCUCGACUUCAAUCUCAGGAACAGGGACGCUCCAUCUGCGGAUGACGAGGUCGCCAACAACCGGAUCGCAUGGAAUGCUAACAACCAGGCGAACAAAUACAACGAGUUUCGAACAGACACCAUCAACGGCCCUUUUGGCUCAGCGGCGCUCAAUUACGUCGUCAUGAGCAAUGCUAUAGAGGCCUUGGUGGAUAUCCUUUUGGUUGAUAGGGACGGAGAAGACCCAGCUGAUGUCUACGGCGAAAUCGACGCCCAGGCCUUCUCGUUUCCAGAUAAGAGGAUCAGGAUAUUCAGAAGAGAAAGUCACGACCACGUGGUUGUACACCCGAAUAGCCGUGUCCCUCUGUUGAGAUCAGCCCUUGCCGUACCAAUGGAUGCGAGCCUCACUAUUAGCGCGUCUCUAUGGGACCAUGGCCGAACCUCUGACAAGGAGAUCGCGAACGGGACUGCCGAAUUCAAACCUGCAACCUUACAAUCAACAUCUGGGUUGAUUACAGGACAGCACGGCAAGCUAGAAGUUAGAGUCAGCUGGAUUUGA
This is a messenger RNA of Penicillium alfredii, 1458 nucleotides long. Its product is annotated as Ribosome-inactivating protein. The record is from RefSeq and is a predicted model, not a curated record. Bases 1 to 1458 code for a protein of 485 amino acids. The transcript has 2 exons. Gene Ontology annotation, molecular function: rRNA N-glycosylase activity. Lineage: Eukaryota; Fungi; Ascomycota; Eurotiomycetes; Eurotiales; Aspergillaceae. Gene Ontology annotation, biological process: negative regulation of translation.